AUGACACAUCCGUCAGCACCCAUGCUUCAGGCAGAAUAUCACAACUACAAUGAGCAGAGCGCGUUUAACGAUUAUUAUGGAGGUUACGAACAGCGGUCAGGAACCUGGUCUGGUAAUGGGCCACGUCGAAUGGACACAACAGCUGAAAAGCAUCCGACAAGAUGUCGCAGUAAUUCAAAUGUUUCCAUCUAUUGUUUGAAUAUUAUUGUCAUUUUGAGGGCUUUGAUAGUUCUAACUCUGAUCGCUCUCGGCUAUCAAGCUGGAUAUAACAUGUAUCUGAUGUAUUACGUAGCCGGUUUCGAAUGUCUCAGCUUAUUGGCCUCCGUCUUAAUGUGUUGUGGAAUGGAAUAUCGACAGCCAUUCUUCUGUGUUUUGUUCGGAGUCUUCCGGUCAAUAGAAGCUUUCUUCUGUCUACUAGCAGUAGUAUGCUUUGGAUACUCAAUAUGGGAUCGUAGGUCCGAGUCAGCCCGUUAUAUCAGCAUAUUUGUCAACGACAUGGCUCAUUCAUAUUUUCCGAAGUCUAAUAUUGGAUGGGAAGACUGUAUGUUUCAAUAG
Messenger RNA from Auanema sp. JU1783, 555 nucleotides. The record is from the annotation of a GenBank genome assembly. NCBI's taxonomy places the organism in Eukaryota, Metazoa, Nematoda, Chromadorea, Rhabditida, Rhabditidae.